This is a messenger RNA of Nerophis lumbriciformis (worm pipefish), 2883 nucleotides long. NCBI's taxonomy places the organism in Eukaryota, Metazoa, Chordata, Actinopteri, Syngnathiformes, Syngnathidae. The record is from RefSeq and is a predicted model, not a curated record.
AUGCCGGCGGUGUCGAAAGGGGACGGAAUGCGCGGCCUGGCCGUCUUCAUCUCCGACAUCAGGAACUGUAAAAGUAAAGAGGCAGAGAUCAAGAGAAUCAACAAGGAGCUAGCCAACAUUCGAUCAAAAUUCAAAGGUGACAAGGCUCUGGAUGGGUACAGCAAGAAGAAGUAUGUGUGCAAGCUGCUUUUCAUCUUCCUUUUGGGCCACGAUAUCGACUUUGGACACAUGGAGGCCGUCAACUUGCUCAGUUCCAACAAAUACACAGAGAAACAAAUUGGUUACCUGUUUAUCUCCGUGCUGGUCAACUCCAACAGCGAGCUGAUCCACCUCAUCAACAACGGCAUCCGGAACGACCUGAACAGCCACAACCCCACCUUCAUGAACCUGGCGCUCCAUUGCAUCGCCAACGUGGGCAGUCGCGAAAUGGCCGAGGCCUUCGCCUCCGACAUCCCGCGCAUCCUAGUGGCUGGGGACACCAUGGACAGCGUGAAGCAGAGCGCGGCGCUGUGCCUCCUCCGCCUCAAUAAGACUUCACCUGACCUGGUGCCCAUGGGCGAGUGGACGGCCAGGGUGGUCCACCUGCUUAAUGACCAGCACCUGGGCGUGGUGACGGCGGCCACCAGCCUCAUCGGCAGGCUAGCCCAAAAGAGUCCGGAUGAUUUCAAAACGGCCGUGUCGCUGGCGGUGGCCCGACUUAGCAGGAUCGUGACAUCGGCGUCCAUCGAUCUUCAGGACUACACGUACUACUUUGUGGCGGCGCCGUGGCUCUCUGUUAAACUGCUGAGACUGCUGCAGUGCUACCCGCCACCUGAGGACACGUCGCUGCGAAGUCGCCUGACGGAAUGUCUGGAGACCAUCUUAAACAAAGCCCAGGAGCCACCCAAGUCCAAGAAGGUUCAGCACUCCAACGCCAAGAACGCCGUCCUCUUUGAAGCCAUUUCGCUCAUCAUCCACCAUGACAGCGAGCCCACCCUACUGGUGCGAGCGUGUAACCAACUGGGUCAGUUUCUCCAGCACCGUGAGACCAAUUUACGCUACUUAGCUCUGGAGAGCAUGUGCACGCUGGCCAGCUCCGAGUUCUCCCACGAGGCCGUCAAGACGCACAUGGAUACCGUUAUCAACGCUCUCAAGACGGAGCGAGACGUGAGCGUUCGCCAGCGCGCGGUGGACCUUCUCUACGCCAUGUGUGACCGCAGCAACGCCAAGCAGAUCGUGGCGGAGAUGCUGAGCUACCUGGAGACCGCCGACUACUCCAUCCGAGAGGAGAUAGUGCUCAAAGUGGCCAUUCUGGCCGAGAAGUACGCGGUGGACUACACCUGGUACGUGGACACCAUCCUUAACCUCAUCCGCAUGGCCGGAGACCACGUGAGCGAGGAAGUGUGGUAUCGUGUCAUCCAGAUCGUCAUCAAUAGAGACGACGUACAGGGCUACGCAGCCAAGACGGUCUUUGAGGCCCUUCAAGCACCCGCCUGUCAUGAGAACUUGGUGAAAGUGGGAGGCUACAUCCUGGGGGAGUUUGGUAAUCUGAUUGCCGGAGAUCCGCGAUCCAGUCCCUUGGUCCAGUUCAACCUGCUUCACUCCAAGUUCCACUUGUGCUCGGUGCCCACGCGAGCGCUGUUGCUCUCCGCCUACAUCAAGUUCAUCAACCUUUUCCCGGAGGUGAAGAGCACCAUCCAGGACGUUUUGCGCUCGGACAGCCAGCUCCGCAACGCCGACGUGGAGCUGCAGCAGAGAGCCGUGGAGUACCUGAGGCUCAGUUCUAUCGCCACCACAGACAUCCUGGCUACCGUAUUGGAGGAAAUGCCGCCUUUUCCGGAGAGAGAGUCUUCCAUCCUGGCUAAAUUGAAAAAAAAGAAGGGACCCGGCAACCUGCCCGGCAUCGAUGACACGCGCCGCAACGUGAACGGCGACGCGGAACACAACGGCGAGAACGGCGACGCUGCCGGCACGUCCCCUCCUUCACUGAUGAUGGCGCCUCUCGCCAACAGGCCUCGCCCCGCCCACUCUAUUCCUAUCAUGAACUCGGCACAUACCUUGAACGAUCUGCUCAACCUCAACUCGCCACCCGCCGCCAACUCCAGUCUUCUGAUCGAUGUCUUCUCGGACGCCGUGCAGGACCCCGCCUCUGCUUUUGACUCCGCCUUUAACCCAGCCCCUGAAGUCUCUGAUGAAAGUUUCAGCAGGUUCGUGUGUAAGAACAACGGUGUUCUCUAUGAGAAUCAACUUUUACAGAUCGGACUCAAGUCGGAGUACCGGCAGAAUUUGGGUCGCAUGUACGUGUUUUUCGGCAACAAGACGUCCAGCCAGUUUCUCAGCUUUUCGUCGUCGGUGACCGGCGACGACGCGCUCAAAACGCAUGUGAACGUACACGCCAAAGCAGUGGAUCCCGUGAUCGAGGGCGGCGCUCAAGUUCAACAGGUCCUCAACAUCGAGUGCGUGUCAGAGUUCAGCGAUGCUCCGCUACUCAACAUCCAGUUCAGGUACGGCGGCACUCCCCAAAACAUCUCUAUCAAACUCCCAGUAAUGCUCAACAAGUUCUUCCAGCCUACCGAGAUGACGUCCCAAGACUUCUUCCAGCGCUGGAAGCAGCUCGGCCUCCCUCAGCAAGAAGUCCAAAAGAUCUUCAAGCCCAAACACCCGAUGGACACUGAGGUGGCCAAAGCCAAGAUUUUGGGCUUUGGCGUGGCUCUGCUGGACGGGGUGGAUCCCAACCCGGCGAACUUUGUCGGCGCUGGCGUCAUUCACACCAAAACCUCUCAGGUGGGAUGUCUUCUCAGGCUGGAGCCCAACAUGCAAGCACAGAUGUACCGUUUGACUUUACGGACAAGCCGGGACGCCGUUUCUCAGAGACUUUGUCACCUGCUCUCAGAACAGUUCUAA